Molecule: messenger RNA, 779 nt
Organism: Balaenoptera acutorostrata (minke whale)
Lineage: Eukaryota; Metazoa; Chordata; Mammalia; Artiodactyla; Balaenopteridae
Gene: CRYAB
Product: crystallin alpha B
Exons: 3
Coding region: 90-617 (175 amino acids)
Biological process (GO): response to heat; protein refolding
Molecular function (GO): protein folding chaperone; structural constituent of eye lens
Source: RefSeq, a predicted model, not a curated record
UUCAGAAGACUGCAUAUAUAAGGGGCUGGCUGUAGCUGCGGCGGAAGGAGCUGACCAGCCAGCUGAGUCUCCACACUCACCUAGCCACCAUGGACAUCGCCAUCCACCACCCUUGGAUCCGCCGCUCCUUCUUUCCUCUUCACUCUCCCAGCCGCCUCUUUGACCAGUUCUUUGGUGAGCACCUGCUGGAGUCUGAUCUCUUCCCAGCUUCUACUUCCCUGAGCCCCUUCUACCUUCGGCUGCCUUCAUUUCUGCGGGCACCCAGCUGGAUUGACACUGGGCUCUCAGAGAUGCGUCUGGAGAAGGACAGAUUCUCUGUCAACCUGGAUGUGAAGCACUUCUCCCCAGAGGAACUCAAGGUCAAGGUGCUGGGAGAUGUGAUUGAGGUGCAUGGCAAACAUGAAGAGCGCCAGGAUGAACAUGGCUUCAUCUCCCGGGAGUUCCACCGCAAAUACCGGAUCCCAGCUGAUGUGGACCCUCUCACCAUUACUUCAUCCCUGUCAUCUGAUGGCAUCCUCACUGUGAAUGGACCAAGGAAACAGGCCUCCGGCCCUGAGCGCACCAUUCCCAUCACCCGUGAAGAGAAACCUGCUGUCACUGCAGCCCCCAAGAAGUAGCUGCCCUUUCUCUAACUGCAUUUUUUAAAACAAGAAAAUUUCCCCACCAGUAAAUGAAAAUCUUGUGACUAGUGCUGAAGCUUAUUAAUGCUAAUAAUAAGCAGGCCCAAAUUUGGCAGGCCCAAAUUAUUAAGCUAAUAAAUAUCAUUCAGCAACAGAUAA